Messenger RNA from Nannizzia gypsea CBS 118893, 576 nucleotides. Its product is annotated as acetyltransferase. NCBI's taxonomy places the organism in Eukaryota, Fungi, Ascomycota, Eurotiomycetes, Onygenales, Arthrodermataceae. The coding region runs from base 1 to 576 and encodes 191 amino acids. Gene Ontology annotation, molecular function: acyltransferase activity, transferring groups other than amino-acyl groups. The transcript has a single exon. The record is from RefSeq and is a predicted model, not a curated record.
AUGACCACCAAAGAGAAGAGCCAAAAGAAGAGUCAAGAGCAGAGUCAAAGAGAGAGUCAGAGUCGACCAGGUCAAGAGAUAGAAGUGCUCGACCUCCGCAGCCUCAAGCAAGAUGGCGCCGCCGCCGUCCUCGACCAGGUCGCCCGCAUCGAACGCCGCACUUUCCCGCCGUCGGAGGCGAUGAAGCUCGACCUCAGCCUCUGCAAGAAGCCCAACUCGCGUCUCCUCUACUCUUCCUCUUCUUCUUCUUCCUCCUCUUCAGCUUCAGCGUCAGCUCCUACGACAGUGACAGGAUACGUGAUGUACGUGCGGAUGAGGGAAAAGGCGCUGCUGCACAAGCUCUGCGUCGAGGCCGGCCACCGCGGGCAGGGGAUAGGAGGCCGUCUGCUGGCCGCGGUCGAGGAGCAGCUGGCGCUCGAGGGCUGCCAGACGGUCCAUCUCUGGGUCGACGCUGGACGGACGGCGGCGAGGGCGCUCUACCGGCGGCGAGGCUUCGAGGAGACGCGGACGGUGGAGGACUACUACGGCCCCGGCAGGACAGGCAUCAACAUGGUCCUGACCCUGCCAGGUAACUAG